Messenger RNA from Cicer arietinum (chickpea), 1095 nucleotides. Its product is annotated as transcription factor MYB119-like. Gene Ontology annotation, biological process: regulation of DNA-templated transcription. Gene Ontology annotation, molecular function: RNA polymerase II cis-regulatory region sequence-specific DNA binding; DNA-binding transcription factor activity, RNA polymerase II-specific. Gene Ontology annotation, cellular component: nucleus. The record is from RefSeq and is a predicted model, not a curated record. NCBI's taxonomy places the organism in Eukaryota, Viridiplantae, Streptophyta, Magnoliopsida, Fabales, Fabaceae.
AUGGUAAGAGGAGGAAAUCAUGGUGGUAAUGGCGUUAAGAUCUUUGGUUAUGAAAAUAUAAAUGCUAAUGACCCUUUCAUGGAAAGAUUCUUAUGGGACCAAAUGAUCCACUACCAUAGCCAUCAACAAAAUAAUUCAAGUGUUUUUCCUUACUCUAGUGGUUCACACUAUGAGUAUAAGUGGCCAAACACUCAAGAAUCAAGAUUUGUUAUUGAUCAUGGUGUGUUACCAAAUGAAGAGCCUUUGAUGUGGACUAACUUCAACCAAACAUCCACAUUGUGCCUUAAGGAUAUUCAUGGUUAUGAAAAAAACACCAAAAUUGUGAGAAGGAAAAUCAAGAAAGAGACUUCUAUAAUUUCGAUCAAAGGACAAUGGACAAAGGAAGAAGACAGGAAAUUAAUAAGGUUUGUGAAGCAAUAUGGUGAAAGAAAAUGGACUCAAGUAGCAGAGAAGUUAGAAGGAAGGGUUGGCAAGCAAUGUAGAGAGCGAUGGAAUAAUCAUUUGCGUCCUGAUAUUAAGAAAGAUAGUUGGAGUGAAGAAGAAGAGAGGAUAUUAGUAGCUAGCCAUGCCAAACUUGGAAAUCGUUGGUCUGAGAUAGCAAAGAGGAUUCCAGGAAGAACAGAAAAUUCCAUAAAAAACCAUUGGAAUGCCACUAAAAGAAGACAAAACUCUAGGAGAAAGAACAAGAGGAAUGAAAAUAGUUCAAAGGGAAAACCUAAGUCUUCUAUACUUGAAGACUAUAUCAAAACCAACACCUCAAUCCCAACCAAAAUUACCACUAUACCCUCUUCCUCUCAUACAACACUUUCCCAAAACCUUGCAACAAAUGAUGAAUCAAACCCUUUGUCCAUUGAACCCAUGAAUGAAUCUUUUUCCAAUGACCUACUAUUCAUGCAACAACUUUUGAUGGGUAAUGAUCAAAAUGUUGUUGAUGAUGUGAAUGAGAGUGGGAUUGUUUAUUCAAACCAACCUCCAAAUGACAACAUUAUGCAAUUGGAUGAUGAUAAUGUUGUUUUUAGCCCUAGAGAGACUUCUACUAUUACAAAUGAUUUCCUUCCUUAUGAUUUUUACUUUUCUCAAUUGCUGAAUUUAUAG